GUUAAGGUGUAUGUUUAUAUGUUUGUGUGUUUUAUACGUGAAAGCUGAUGAGAUUGAAUUGGAAGCUACUAGUGGGGUAGUUUUGAAAAUGCUUAGAGAAAUGGUAAAUGAAACAAAAGCAGACUCGUUAAAUCUACCAGCAAACGCUACAUCAAUUCGAGAAAAUAUUACAGAUACGUUCAGUUGCGAAAACCGCGUAUACGGCUAUUACGCAGACGUCGACAACGACUGUCAAAUAUUCCACGUCUGCUUACCGUCACAGACACCGACUGGCAGAAACGUUACGUAUAGAUGGAGCUUUAUUUGCCCCAGUGAAACGGUUUUCAAUCAGGAAGUACUUGUCUGCACAAGAUCCCGUGACUCCAUACCUUGCGAAGACUCACCAUCCUACUACGACCUGAACAUGGAAAUCGGCAAAAUAUCCGAAGACAAAAAGGAACAACCGGAAACAGAUAAUAAAAUAGAAAACGAACAGACAGACAAACCAAAGCAACCAGAAGCACAGAAAGAAACAGAAACUGUGACUGUUAAGAAUCAAAAGCGUUUUCCCAGCCGUAAGCAAAACAUGGUGGAAAAACUAGUACAGGCAGCGGUGGAAGAGAUGAAUUUAAUGGAAGAAGGUGUAGAAGUUAUCGAACCAGAAGAGAAGACAGAAGAGAAGACAGAAGAGAAGGCAGAAGAGAAAGAAGAACUUCAAAAAGCAGAAACAGAAAGUGAUAAAUUCGAAGAUUCUAGAUUAGGUGCUGAAAGAAGUAUUAGAACUGGCAGGAAAUGGAGGGGCUCUUAUAGAUAUAACAGGCAAUAGAUAUUAGUUUAGUAGAUUUGUAAA
Messenger RNA from Colias croceus (clouded yellow), 829 nucleotides. RefSeq lists its product as uncharacterized. The coding region runs from base 11 to 805 and encodes 264 amino acids. The record is from RefSeq and is a predicted model, not a curated record. The transcript has 4 exons. Lineage: Eukaryota; Metazoa; Arthropoda; Insecta; Lepidoptera; Pieridae. Gene Ontology annotation, cellular component: extracellular region. Gene Ontology annotation, molecular function: chitin binding.